Messenger RNA from Aspergillus ruber CBS 135680, 4146 nucleotides. RefSeq names its product dead box ATP-dependent rna helicase. Gene Ontology annotation, molecular function: ATP binding; RNA helicase activity; protein binding. The record is from RefSeq and is a predicted model, not a curated record. The transcript has 7 exons. Gene Ontology annotation, cellular component: U2-type prespliceosome; U1 snRNP; commitment complex. Lineage: Eukaryota; Fungi; Ascomycota; Eurotiomycetes; Eurotiales; Aspergillaceae. The coding region runs from base 1 to 4146 and encodes 1381 amino acids. Gene Ontology annotation, biological process: mRNA 5'-splice site recognition; RNA processing.
AUGGCGGAUUACAGCUACGGAGGCUCCGAGGAGGAGAACGCGGAAUUGAAAAAGCUCGAGAUUGACCUGACCGAUGACCCCGAUAACUUCGAGACCUGGGAAAAGCUGGUUCGCGCCGGAGAGGCGCUUGAAGGAGGCAUCAACCGCAAUUCCAACCCCCAGGCCAUCACAACCGCACGAAACGUGUACGAUCGAUUCCUCGCCAAGUUCCCGUUGCUCUUUGGGUACUGGAAGAAAUAUGCGGAUCUGGAAUUCUCCAUCACGGGAACCGAAGCAGCAGAUAUGGUCUACGAACGAGGUGUCGCUAGUAUCUCACCAUCAGUCGACCUCUGGACCAACUACUGUUCCUUCAAGGCCGAGACCUCCCACGACCCUGACAUUAUUCGAGAGCUUUUUGAACGAGGAGCGAAAUGUGUUGGUCUAGAUUUCCUUGCCCAUCCGUUCUGGGAUAAGUAUAUCGAGUACGAAGAGCGUGUGGAAGCCUUUGAUAAGAUUUUUGAGAUCCUUGGCCGUGCCAUCCAUAUUCCCAUGCACCAGUAUGCUCGAUACUUUGAACGGUAUCGCCAGAUGGCUCAAACCCGGCCUCUGACAGAGCUUGCAUCUCCCGAGCUCUUGUCCCAGUACCGCGCCGAAAUCGAGGCAGCUUCUGCGCAUAUCCCUCCAGGUGCCAAAGCUGAAGCUGAGAUUGAAAGAGACAUUCGGCUGCGUGUUGACGGUUAUCACCUUGAGAUCUUCUCCAAGACACAGACCGAGACAACGAAACGGUGGACCUACGAAUCGGAGAUCAAGCGACCAUAUUUCCAUGUGACUGAGCUGGAUGAGGGACAGUUGUCGAACUGGAAGAAGUACCUUGACUUCGAAGAGAGCGAAGGGCAGUAUCCUCGCAUCCAGUUCUUGUACGAACGGUGUCUGGUGACAUGCGCCCACUAUGACGAAUUCUGGCAACGGUACGCUCGCUGGAUGGCCGCUCAGCCUAACAAGGAAGAAGAAGUGCGAAUCAUUUAUCAGCGCGCAAGUUGCUUGUAUGUUCCCAUCGCAAACCCCGCUACCCGUCUCCAGUACGCAUAUUUCGAGGAGAUGGCAGGCCGCGUGGAUGUGUCCAAGGACAUUCACGAAGCCAUCCUCAUCCAUCUCCCGAACCACGUCGAGACCAUCGUCUCGUUGGCCAACACCAGCCGCCGCCACGGAGGUCUCGAUGCAGCAAUCGACGUAUACAAGACCGAACUUGACUCGCCGCAGUGCGACAUGGCCACUAAGGCUGCUCUUGUUGCCGAAUGGGCCCGGCUCCUCUGGAAGAUUAAGGGUUCGCCUGAAGAGGCUAGACAAGUCUUCCAAGGAAACCAACAGUACUACCUGGACAGCCGAGCGUUCUGGGCCAGCUACCUCACAUUUGAGCUGGAGCAGCCAACGAGUGCUGAUACCGAAUCGACCCAAUAUGAACGUAUCAAGCAGGUUGUUGAGGAUAUCAGGUCCAAAAGUGCUCUUUCGACAGAAGUGGUGAAGGAACUUGUCCAGAUCUACAUGACUUACCUGCUCGAGCGGGGCACUAACGACGCGGCCAAGGAGUACAUGACUCUUGACCGUGAAGUCCACGGCCCUGUCUCUGUGGCUACGACGAGGACCGGUGGUACAGCACAGCCCGCUCCUCAGAACGGUAGCCAAGUAACCCCCGCGGCACCAACCCCUGUCGCACCCGUUACGCCAGCCACGCCCGUUGUUCCCGUGCCUGACCCGGCUGCCGCAGCACAAGCAAACGCAUAUGCUUAUUACCAGCAGGCUCCUGUCAACGUCAAACAAAUCAUGGAUCCCAUCAUUCCAGAUGACCCUUCAGACACAUCUCUUCCUUUUCGGAGUCCCUCUAAUCUAGAACAGCCGCCCCCCCCUCCUCCUCUCGACUUCGCUCCUCCGCCGCCCCCAGACGUGCCCGCGCCUCCUCCGCCGCCGGAGGAAGAACCACCCGCACCGCCGCCGGCGACAAAGAAGAAGAAGCAGGGAUGGGGGGCUAAACGACCUGCGCCUGCACCGUUGAGUGUGGAGGAACUAGUGCGGAAAAAGAGGGAGGCUGAUGCAGCAGCUGCUAAGCCGAAAUUCCUAUCGAAAGCCGAACGCGAAAAGAUUGCUCUAGAGAAACGUGCAAAGGAAGUCGAGGCAGAUCGACGAACGAAAGAACGAGCGACGAAUGGCGCAGACCGUAAUAGGACACCAUUCGACGGGGCAAGUCAAGAUGGAGGAUCCAUCCCCACUGGUCCUCGAGCUAUGCGCAGUUCUGUCCCGAACAAAGGCUAUGAUAUGUCACCGCCACCUGCGCCCAAAUCGAUGACAUUCGGAUUGAAAGAAUCGAAGGGCGGACCUGCUGAUAAACGGCCGGCGGAGGAUGAAGAGGCGGUCGCGCAGGCUGCUCUGAUCAAGGAAAGGUACAUGGGAGCCGAUCAGACGUCGAACUUUUCGGCUAAGAAGAAGCGAAAGCGCACGACUGACCGGAAAUUCAACUUUGAGUGGAACGCGGAGGAAGACACCAGCGGCGACUACAACCCGCUCUACCAGCACCGACACGAGGCAAACUUCUUUGGUCGCGGCCGUCUUGCUGGCUUCGGGGAUGAUGUCGCAGAUUCGGUGGCAAGGAAAUAUGCCCGUGCUCUGGAGGACCGAGAUCACGAAGCGGGAGCAAUCCGGGCGAAAGAGAUCUUGGAAAUGGAGCGGCGAAGGAGGGAGGAGAGCACACGCAACCAGCUCGACAAGCAUUGGAGCGAGAAGAAACUGGAGCUCAUGCGCGAGAGAGACUGGCGUAUCUUCAAGGAAGAUUUCAACAUCAGUACCAAGGGUGGAAGUGUGCCGAACCCCAUGCGAUCUUGGGAUGAGUCUGGUCUCCCCAAUCGGGUAAUGGAGCUUGUUAGUCGGGUUGGUUACAAUGAGCCUAGUGCUAUCCAGCGUGCUGCCAUUCCGAUUGCCUUGCAAAACCGGGAUCUUAUUGGUGUUGCCGUGACCGGCUCUGGUAAAACCGCGGCCUUCUUGCUGCCCUUGCUCGUGUACAUCUCCGAGCUACCGCGGAUCGAUGAGUUCGAGUGGAGGAAGAACGAUGGUCCUUAUGCGAUUGUCCUGGCACCCACUCGUGAAUUGGCACAGCAGAUUGAGAUUGAAGCCAAGAAGUUCACGCAACCGCUUGGAUUCAAUGUCGUCAGUAUUGUUGGUGGUCAUUCCCUCGAGGAGCAGGCCUACAGUCUACGGGAUGGUGCUGAAAUUAUCAUCGCAACACCGGGUCGAUUGGUUGACUGUAUCGAGAGACGAAUGCUCGUUUUGAGUCAAUGUUGCUAUGUCAUUAUGGAUGAAGCUGACCGUAUGAUUGACAUGGGAUUCGAGGAACCCGUAAACAAGAUCCUCGACGCUCUUCCCGUAUCUAACGAGAAGCCCGACUCUGAGGAAGCUGAGAACCCCAACGUGAUGAGCCGACAUGUCGCAGGAAAAGACCGCUACCGUCAAACCAUGAUGUAUACAGCCACUAUGCCGUCCGCCGUGGAACGCAUCGCCCGGAAAUACCUCCGCAGGCCAGCAAUCAUCACAAUUGGCAGCGUCGGCGAAGCUGUCGACACAGUUGAGCAGCGUGUCGAGAUAAUUCCUGGCGAAGACAAGCGCAAGAAGCGUCUUGGCGACAUCCUCUCCUCUGGUGACUUCCGGCCCCCGAUCAUCGUCUUCGUCAAUAUCAAACGUAACUGCGAUGCUAUCGCACGAGAAAUAAAGCACAUGGGUUUCUCCUCCGUUACGUUGCACGGAAGUAAAACACAAGAACAGCGUGAAGCCGCCUUGUCCUCUGUACGGAAUGGUAGCACGGAUGUGCUUGUCGCCACCGAUCUCGCGGGUCGUGGUAUCGAUGUCCCCGACGUCAGUCUGGUCAUCAACUUCAACAUGGCCAACACUAUUGAAAGCUACACGCAUCGUAUCGGUCGUACGGGUCGUGCUGGAAAGAGUGGUGUUGCUAUUACCUUCUUGGGUAAUGAGGAUACGGAUGUUAUGUACGACCUCAAGCAAAUGCUCAUGAAGUCACCCAUCUCUCGCGUCCCCGAAGAAUUGCGCAAGCAUGAAGCUGCCCAAUCGAAGCCAAACCGGAUGGGCAGAAAGACUGAAGACGCUGGUGGAAAGUCGGGUUGGUAG